GUUGGUGUGCUUUUAUUAGAGAAGUCAACUACAACAAACUUUGCGCUGUGCUUUGUCAGCUGUAUACGCCUAAACGCAGAUGGAGAUCGGACCGCAGGGUCCCGUGGUGAGCGGAGUGUCACCUAAUGAAGGCCAGCCGGGGACCAGACUGACCAUAAGAGGAGAGAACCUCGGAGACUCCCUCAGGGACAUACUGGGUGUGUCUCCCUCUCUCACUCACACAGUAUCUCCUUUCCCGACAUAAAGAUUGGCGGCCACAGCUGCAAGGAGAGCCUGGAGUACUUCAGCUCUAAGAAGCUGUUUUGCCUCACCCCCAACGUGGAGGGGCGGAGUCAGAUUAUCAUCACCACACUGUCUGGUGGUACCGGGACUUGUACCGUCACCUAUUAUGGCCACGCCAGAGAAGCCACUCCUAAACUUGAUCCACUGGAGGAGUCAGCGGUGUGGCAGGAAGAAGACGUGAACCUCCUGGUGACCUACUCUGCCAAACCCCCGACUCCAGUCUACACUCGCAGGAAGAUAGAGCCACUGGGACCUCCCAGUGCCGCCUCAGCCGGGGGGAAGAAGAAACUGGGCCGUGAGAACCUCGGAACCAUGUUUCCUCACGGGAGUGGAGAUCUGCUGGCAGAGAAUUUCAACCCAGCCUGGUUCCUCCUGGAGAGACAUCGAUUCAGCACCUUUGACGAUCUAAAGACUGGUCGGAACCAGCUGAAGCAAGAGGUGAAAGAGAGCGAAUGCGCCCCUGUUGCGUUCAUGCAGGACAACCUGGACGCCUUUCUGCUCUGCUACCAGACUCUGUCAGAUGUGAACGAGCUGCUGAUUCGCAACGAGAGUGAAAGUCAAGGUGGCUCACUCACGGACCGCGUCGAGGAGCUCCUGAAAGUGGCGCUGAAAUCAGGUGAGGUAUUGUUUAGAGACGUCCUCCGCUGCAAGGCGCGUGCGGACCAGACGCGUAUUGCCCUCACCGUCCUCCAGCGCUACAGGUUCCUCUUCAACCUCCCACACACCAUCGAGAAGAAUAUCAGCAGCGGGGAGUAUGAGAUAGUGGCUAAUGACUACGACAAGGCAAAGACACUCUUUGCAGACACGAAAGUCAACAUCUUCAAGAAAGUGCUGGAGGAAGUGGAGAAACAGUUGGCCAAGUUCAGAGAAGACCUCAGAAAGAAGCUCCUCAAGCUUCCCUCCAUACUAGAGGAACAGAAGAGACUCAUAAAGUUUCUGUUGGAGCUGGACUGCGAGGGAGACCCUGCCUGGGACUGCCUCUCCAACAUGCACCAGUGGAUCCUGAGACUCCUCUACAGCUCCAAGGAGGAGUUCCACGGCACAGCUGCUCCUUCUGCCACCAACAGAUCUGAUGACCAGGUGGAUGGAGGAGGUGGGAGGGGAGGAGAGCUGGAGGUGAGGGGAAAGGGCCACUCGAGAACCGUAUCAGACGUGAGCUACAUCAGUACUGGAUCUGGGUCCCAGGGAAUAGCCACUCCAUCAUCAACAUAUCGACCCCAUGCCAAGACGGUGACAGGGGAGUGGCACAUGCCCAGCGGUCGCAGCGAGGUCGGUCCUCCCAAACGGAUCCUCUUCGUGGAGGAGAUCACGGAGCUGAUGGCCGAGAGUCUGCCCGAGUUCUGGAAGCUGGGUCAGGCCUACGUCUCGGGGUCUCUGUUCCACGGGAUGCAGAUGGUUGCCGAGAGACAGCGAAACCAGCAGGAGAACUGCGACAAGAACCGCGAAAAAUUCGAGCACAAGAUGUUGAUGGAGAAGGUGGAGGUGUUUACAGACAUGGUCAACUGCUCCCUAUUCCCGGAGGCCUACGAACAGCUCAGCGAAGUCCGCCGGAAAAACCUCGGGGAGUGGGCCGCCUUCGAGGAGGGCCUGGCCGACACCUCGGGGGCGUGGCUUCCACAGAUCGUCAGGGAGAUAAGGGUGUGUGUGGGAUCACUGCAGAAGCUGCCUCUACCAGAGAGAGCUGUGGAGAUGACUCAGACCCUUGCCAUCAACGUCAGGACACUCUGCGUGGACACUCUCUUCCACCGCGCUGCCAGAGAUAUCGAGAUGCUCCACGAGCGAGAGGACUGGAAGGUCCAUGCGGAGGAGAGUGGGUCGGUCACGAGUCUCCCCAUUCUCUUUGAGAACCUGGUGGUGGAGGUCCUCCUCACUCUCAAGGAGGUAGUUAUUGAGACACACCACGGAGAGACACAGGAAAGUGCUGAUCCUCUGAUGGACUGCUCUGUGGAACAUUUACAUGCUCUGAUGGAGCAUUUCAUUGGCUGUCUGGAGUACCUGGCCUUCCAACAGGACGAAGAUACUGACGAAACAGCGAGCCGACUCAGUAGAGACAAUAAGUCAGUGGACGAAGCUGCUGGUGACAUCAUCACAAUGUCCCCAGACGAGCAGCUGCUGGUCCUGAUGAGCAACCUACACUACACAGGGGAGCAGGUGAUCCCUCGUCUCUUCAACUGCUUCAUGAGCCAAGGCUACCCCUCCUGUCCACAAGUCAACGAGGUGGUGAUGGAGGGUAUGAUGGACCUGGACCAGCGACUCUUUGACAACUACAUUGAGCACAAGAGCGAGGUGCUGGUAGACGCCAUAGAGCAGGGCAUGAAGACGGGCUCCUUCGACUGGGACGUCUGCAAGGAGGAGCCCGCGGACGUCCGAUGCUACAUACGAGAGAUCAUUCUGACUCUUGUCACCAUCCACUGCGAGGUGUUCACAGUGUCCCCGGCCCUGGUGGAGAGGGUCCUGCAGAGACUGGUGUGUCUAGUGGCAGAGGAAAUCCACAGGAUCUUCAAGGAAGUCGAGCAAUUCAGUUACAGCGGUGCUCUCCACGCGUUUGUUGAGGUAACCACACUCGAAGACAUCUUUACCAUCUACGUGGUCGACGAAACUCGCCAGUGCUUUCAGAGAUGCAAGGAAUAUUUGGGCACACUGGAUGCUGAAAGCCAAGAUAAAAUGCUGAAGAUAGUUAGUGACUUCAAGACAAAAACUGAGCUCUUGGCCACGUGUUUCAGGCCAGAACUAACCACACCCCUGUCAUGAUCACAUAAUAAUUAUGCACCCUCUGACUGUAGCCAUAUAGCCCCGUCUUCAAUGUCACAGUUUGCAUUACUGAUGCAGUGCUCCAUAGUAAAUCACUUUCAGUUAAGCACUGAUUUUAUAAACAGGAGAACAAUGGCAUCGUGUGUGUGUGUCUGGUACGCAUGGUGCAUUUUACUAUUCUCAGCAGAACAAAACAGGCCUGCUGUUGGCAUAGCAAUGAUAAUACUCUGUGUGCAAAUAUGUUAUCAGUGACCAUACAGAAGUCUAAAAAAGUGUCUUCUCUGUGUGCAAAGUUGUGUGUGUGUACACAAGUAAACGGGAUUGUGGGGGAUGUUAUUCUGGGCUAAACGGCGCUAAUUUCAUUGCAAGUAGUCUGAAGUUUUAGACACCUUUGCUGUCCCGUCUGUGUACCAUGGCCAUAGAGCUACUGUCAGACCCCAGAAGAAGCAGGCAAGGAAGCUACCAGCCAACAUCAGGCCCACAAACUCGGGGUACGCGCUGUACUCUGAGAAUUCUUCGUCGCUGUGUUUGACAGCCUCGUAGGUGUAGAUCCCGCAAGUAAUGAGAGCAUAGCCCAGUGUUGCGGUGUACACCAUGCCCAGGAGAGCAGUCUGGGCGCCAAAAGGUCAAGGCCACAACCUAUACUGUGUGCAGCCGCAUGCAUUCAUAGAUAGAUACUGCAAUCCAAGGUAUAGGGUAUAGGAGCAUUUAUGAACUGGACCAUGCAGGAUUAGCAGAAGGGGGGGUUUUGCAAGCAUGGUUGGUUAGAGUAGUUGUUGUCUUAGAGUGUAGGAUACCACAGAGCCAAUGGCAGCGCUGGCUCGCUUCCACAUGACGGCGUGUAUCAGCGCGAGGACAUAGGCCACGGGGCCGACGAUGCAGGCAGCCCAGGCCCAGUAGAGCUCGGGGUGAUCUGUAAUGGAUCCAACGUACAUGUACCUGGUUUCUGUAGAUGCCGAAGCUCAGAACGAAGAGCAUCCAUCCCACUGCAGACAUUGCUAUCAUCGGUAGUGCCGCCUUGCGAGCUGCUCCAAAAAGAGGCAGGAAAGUGCUCCCUUUGUUGAAACUAGACCCCGGUGACGGAUCUAGAGAGAACAGCGGAGAGUCUCGCUCAUUGUCUCUGUCGGCACGGGGUGUCUGCUGCUGGUCCAGUUUCACAUAAGACGGAACUUGCACUGCGAUGUUAGCCAUUUUCGUCGUAAACACCCGUCGCGACCGUAUGCUAUGAAACGCCAAACGUAACAAAAAUCGCAACACUACCGAACAACAGUAUUUUGGUGCCUAAAUAAGUAUGCCCCCAACUAACUCCAGACUAAGAGGUCCGACUAGUAGUGUGGCGUUGCAGUCAGACGAACGCAUGCGCACCAAA
Molecule: messenger RNA, 4402 nt
Organism: Geodia barretti
Lineage: Eukaryota; Metazoa; Porifera; Demospongiae; Tetractinellida; Geodiidae
Source: the annotation of a GenBank genome assembly